AUGAUGAAUAGGCCAGAAAAAAGGCCUAAGGUGAAUUCUUUUUAUGAUCAUGAAGAUAGAGUUAACGAACGCGGUAAAAUGGAAGCAAUAAUAGACGAAUUAAAAGUAAUUAUCGGACAUAAUGUAGAAAUAGAGAUCCUUGAAUAUCUUGCUCAAACAUCCAAAGGUAAUAUUGAAUUGGCAUUAAAUAUGUAUUUUGAUAAAACAUGGGAAAAAAAAAAUCAAAAGGAACAAAAAUACAUAAAUCAGGAAUCUUUAAGCACAAAAUCAUGGUAUUUGAAAUAUAUUGGAAGUUUUGGAAUGGAAGGAUGGGCUAAUGUUUCUGGAACGGGUUUUUUAUCAGCAGGAGAAGUUGUUUUGCUUAAAAAACAAGAUAAGAUUAAUGAAAAAACUAAAUCAAGACAAUUUUUUCCAGAAUCAGUAUCAAGAAAACGAAAUUCUAGACAAAAUCUAUCAAGAAUUAUUAGAUUUUGUACAGAAAAAGGUAUAGAAAUAGGUCGUAUUCCUCAGGAAUCAGCUAUACAUAUAUCUACACUUCUUGAAUUUAAAACAUGUUCGUUCACAGCGUCAUGUAUUUAUGCCCCAGAUAAAAUAAAAAUAGGUGACAAGAUACUACUUCAAAUAGCAUGUUUUAUUCACAGACAAGCAUUUACGUCCAUGAAGGAGCCAUUAUUUUCUAGAGAAGACAAUAUUUAUAAGGUAUCUAUGACAGAAGAAAUACGUGAACAGCAUCGACAGGCAAUUCUAUGGCUUCUAACAAAAGUCGGACUUGAGCCAGAUGAUUCAAAGACUCCAGAUAGUAAAACUAUUUUUAAAGAAGUAAUUAAAGCGAGCAAAAACACGGGUCCGAUUUUAUCAAAAAUGGGGUACUUAGACCCUUUUGGAGAAAAUAGUUCAGAUCUAGAAGAAGAAAGUAAAGAACUUGAAAAAGAACAGAUUAAUUUUAUAUAUAAAAACACAAAAUCAUAUGAUCCCAAUAUGAAGGAAAUGUUACCUUCUUCUUCCUUUAACCUUGAACUCAAGUUGGAUUUUGGGAAUUCUGAUAACCGGUUUUAUGUUAACCCAUAUUCUGGCAAACUAACUCUUGAAUUUCCUAGAGCAGAUCAGGGCUUUUGUGGUGGAAUAUUAGCAGAUGAAAUGGGCCUCGGAAAAACCAUAGAAAUUCUUAGCCUUAUUCAUUCUAACAAACCAGUGGCAUCAUUAAAUUCUACACCAUUUAUUAUAAAUUCCAAUGCAUCUAUUCAAUCAUGUCGAACUACAUUAGUUAUUGCACCUUUAUCUUUGCUUGAUCAAUGGCGUUCAGAAGCAGAAAUUGCUUCAAAACCAAAUAGCUUGAAGAUUCAAAUUUAUUACGGAACAGAUAAAUCUAUUGAUGCUUUGGUACAAUGCCAAACUAGCAAUCAGCCAGAUUUACUUAUAACAAGUUAUGGUGUUGUUCUUUCUGAAUGGUCACAAAUGACUACAAAUAACAAAGCUUUCUUUAAUUUGUUUUCAAUUGAUUUUUAUCGAGUAGUUUUGGAUGAAGCACAUUAUAUAAAAAAUAGACUUAGCAAAACAGCAAAAGCAUGCUCUUCUUUAAAUGCAAAAAGACGAUGGGUAUUAACUGGAACACCAAUAGUAAACAAAUUAGAAGAUCUUUUUAGUCUUAUUCAUUUUUUAAAAAUUGAACCUUGGGGAAAUUUUGUAUUUUGGAAAACUUUUAUCACUAUUCCAUUUGAAUCAAAAGAUAUACCUCGUGCACUAAAUACCCUUCGUAUGAUUUUUGAAAAUCUGAUUUUACGUCGGACAAAAACAACAAAAGAUAUACAUGGUAAUUUGAUUAUUGCACUUCCUUCUAAAGAAAUUAUGACAAAAGAGAUUAUCCUGUCCCUUAAAGAGAGAGAGAUAUAUGAUUUUAUUUAUACUAAAGCGAAACAGGCUUUUAUUGAGAACUCAGCAGCAGGCACUAUAUUUAAGAAUUAUAUAACAAUUUUAACGAUGUUAUUGCGUUUACGUCAAAGUUGUUGUCAUCCAUCACUAAUUAAACAUGGUGAUAAAAGUGAUUUUCUUGAUUUACCUUUUGAUAAAGAUAUUAAAAAUUCCAUUAAUACCGAUGAUAUCAUAGAUCUUAAAGAUCUAAUCGAACCUUUUUGUAAUCAAGAUAUUAAAAAACAGAAUACAGAUGCAUAUAGAACUUGCGUUAUCAAAAGUAUAUUAGAAAAAACACAGAAUGAGUGUUCUAUUUGUUCCGCUAGUCCUAUAGUUGAAGAAGCUAUCACAUCAUGUUGGCAUAUGGCAUGUAAAUCUUGUCUUAAAAAGCAUAUAGAGUUUCAAAAAUCUCAUAACAAAAAACCUUUAUGUCAUAUAUGUCGAUCACCAAUUGAUGAACAAAAUAUUUAUGAAAUUAUUCGAAAAGGAACUCAGGGCGUCGCUGAUAAUAAUUCUCGUAUAGAAUUACGUAAAUUUACGUCAAUUUCAUCCUCAAAAUUAGAUGCAUUAAUUAAACAAUUGUUUGCAUUAAAAAUGUCAGAUCCUUAUGCUAAAUCAAUAAUAUUCAGCCAAUUUACAGCAUUUCUUGACCUAGUAGAAGUAUUUAUAAAGCGAGAUAAUUUUGAAUUCCUUCGUCUAGAUGGAGGAAUGUCAAUGAAAGAACGCUCAAUCGUUUUAGAAAAAUUUCGCACAGAAAAAAAAGGGCUAAUUUUAUUAGUUUCUAUAAAAUCUGGUUCUGUUGGUUUAAAUUUAACAGCAGCGUCCUGGGUUUUUAUUCUCGAUCCAUGGUGGAAUUUUGGUAUGGAAAAUCAAGCUAUAGACAGGGUGCAUCGUAUAGGCCAAACAUUGCCUGUCAAAGUUGUACGUUUUAUUGUAAAAGAUUCAAUAGAAGAAAAAAUGAUUGAGAUCUGCAAGAGAAAACUUAUGCUUGCAGAUAUUUCUGUUAUGGAAUAUCAGUCACGUGAUGAUGUAACAAAACAGCGUUUAGAAGAAUUACAAGCACUUUUUGAGUAG
This is a messenger RNA of Pneumocystis murina B123, 2982 nucleotides long. RefSeq lists its product as hypothetical. The transcript has 8 exons. Gene Ontology annotation, molecular function: ATP-dependent chromatin remodeler activity; ATP binding; nucleic acid binding. Lineage: Eukaryota; Fungi; Ascomycota; Pneumocystomycetes; Pneumocystales; Pneumocystaceae. The coding region runs from base 1 to 2982 and encodes 993 amino acids. The record is from RefSeq and is a predicted model, not a curated record.